Messenger RNA from Thrips palmi, 2553 nucleotides. Its product is annotated as testis-expressed protein 10 homolog. Lineage: Eukaryota; Metazoa; Arthropoda; Insecta; Thysanoptera; Thripidae. Bases 196 to 2304 code for a protein of 702 amino acids. The transcript is spliced from 13 exons. The record is from RefSeq and is a predicted model, not a curated record. Gene Ontology annotation, cellular component: MLL1 complex; nucleus.
UCCAUAUUGUUUCUUCGGAAUUGGAAUCUACCUGGUCAAGUUUCCACUCAUCACAUCUCAUUAGAUGAUGGCUGCCUAGUAGUGUCCCCACGCGACCCUAAAUAUGUUCUCGACUGCACACGUCACGUGUCGUCUGCUGUCAUCUUCCUGCAUAUAGUUCCACGGCAUGUUGCGUCAGUAAUCGGCUGAUUUGAUAUGGGUCGUCCAAAGGCAGCUCAAAAGGACAAGAGAGCCGAAAAGGCCAAAGUGAAACUAAAGGGUCACACCACUAAAUUCCUGCCUAAAGGUUUGAAUGUGACUAAAACCGCUUUCAAAGUGCGAAAGAUAGUCUUGCAACAGCAGAUAAAGACACACGAUGGAGACCAGCCUUUAUCCAAAAGGAAGCUUAACAUCAAGGAGGUACUGUCAAGACUUCAACAUUACAGUGCAUCACAGAGGCAAGAGGGGCUGGUUGGACUUACGGAUGUCAUUAGUCAGAUGAAUAUGGAACAGCUUCUAUCUCAUCUGUCAUCCAUUAUUGAUAGUCUAGGAAGAAUGUGCCUUGAUGACGAUUCUAAAGUCAGAAAACAGAGUGCACACAUCCUCACUUCUGUCUUUUCACUGGUGAAUGAGACUCAACUCCUCCCAUUUUGCGCAACUUUGGGGUCCUACCUCAGUUGCGCCAUGACUCAUAUUAAACUUGGCGUGCAAGAAGAUUCUCUGCUUCUUCUCGAUGCUCUGCUGGAAAAGGCUCCAGCUUUAGCUGCUACAUCUGUUCAUCAGUUAUUACCUUGUGUGUUGGACAUGAUAUCACGUUCAAGAAGUGAUCAUGCAACCCGUCAGCUUUCCAUUCAGCUGUCUAGCAACCUUGUAUCUUCAAUUUGGAGAGCCAAGGUGUUUGGACGACUUCAAGCUCUCCUUGUUGUCUCUAUAUCACACCGAAAAGAAACAGGUUCUCAAGAUACAAUAAUAUUGAAUAGAGCUUAUCAUACAGCCUCAACCUUAACAGUCGACUCUAAAAAGCAAUUCAAUUUCCCCAUUUAUAAUAACAUAAACUCUGUCCCAGUUUCUUUAAACAAAAUAUUCCGCAAGUCUUCUGUCACUACCAAGCAACUCUUGGAUGAUGUAACUCAACUGCGUGGAUUUGUUGAGUCUAUAAUGCCUCUCAUGCUGGAUUCAUGGAUGGAAGUUAAUCCCAUUUCUUCUAAGAAAUCAAAUCUGAAGACAGAAGAUCAAGGGCUUCAGGUGGAAACUGCGUUAAUUUUACAUUGUGUUUUGGAAAUAAUAGAACUGCUGUGGCAGCAUAUUAUUUUAUGGGACAAGAACAAUGCACAGCAUGAAUUGUCAGAUUGGUUCAAGGCAACAUUUGUGCAUGAUAUAAAUAGAUUUUUAGGGAAAGGAUUUCCAUAUUCUGCUAGAGCUACUUUCUCUAUUGAUGAUUUAGAAGAUGAAAGUCAAGGAGAAGGACGAAAGAAAAACAAGAAAAAUGAUGAAAGUAGUGCGGAGAUAUCAUUAUUUCAUUUAGCUUCUCCUUCUCUACUCAAGGAUAAAGAUGAGCUCUCUUGCACUCAAGGAAUAGCUAAAUGUGUUCUACAGAACUUGACAUUGAGUCAUCUGCUUUUAAAUAUAAACAAUACGCCUUCAAAAGAAGUGCAGGAGAAAAUUCUUAAUAUGCUAACAGAAUAUUUAAAUCAGUGGGGAGGUAGCCUAUUAGCCUGGUCAGACCAUCUUUUUAGAACUAUUCGAAGUGUCUUUGAUAGAAGCAGUACGUGGAAGGUUGAUUUAAAUCCCUUUAUAUCGGCUGUGGUUUCUCGCCAUAACCGGUCUGCAUCUAAAAAACAGGCUUCUCACCAGAAGUUUGCUUCAAAGUUAUGUGAUCUACUUGUUGAACUAUCUGUACAUGAAAACUUCCAGCAACUCCUUGGGUUUGAAAGUUUUAGAUUAUGGUUUUCACAACUAGCUCCUUCUUUGAGUAAUGGCAAUGUGACAAUUGACAAACUAUGUGUCUUAAAUCAAUUGGCUAGUCAAAACAACGCUGCCUUUCUUCAAGGGUUUCAGACUGCUUUUACAUCUUUAUUAGAUGCUGCCAAAAAUUUCCAACUUGCUGAAGGUGAAAAUAAAAGUGUGAAGGAAGCUGGAAUUGCAAGCUUGUUUUUCUGGGUAUCUGAUUGGAAUGGUGAACAGAUUGAAGCUUUGAAGACUAUAUUAGUUAGUGACAAUUGUUCUCCUUCCCUUGCUUUGAAAAUAAUCAACAUUUUAUUACUCAGGAGUGAAAAGUUCCCUGCAUUGGCUGCUGCUUCUUCCUGGCUGGUUGGUCGAAAGUGACAAGCAUCUUUACUCACGAAUUAUACCGCUCAUGUUUAGAACUAUCCCUCUUUUAUGAGUAUCUUGAUAAUAAUCAAAUUCUUUUCUUUCUUUGUUUUGUUUGAUAUGAUGAUGCCUGCAAUCAAAUACGAGCAUCCUUAAAUGAACUUUGUAAAAUUGCGACUUGAAGUCAAAGAACAGCAUUCAUUAAUGAACUUUGUAAAAUUGUGACUUGAAUCAUGGGAAAUAUAUUAUGGUUUUUAUGGAUUA